Molecule: messenger RNA, 3999 nt
Organism: Anopheles marshallii
Lineage: Eukaryota; Metazoa; Arthropoda; Insecta; Diptera; Culicidae
Gene: GABA-B-R2
Product: gamma-aminobutyric acid type B receptor subunit 2
Exons: 10
Coding region: 1-3999 (1332 amino acids)
Biological process (GO): G protein-coupled receptor signaling pathway; gamma-aminobutyric acid signaling pathway
Cellular component (GO): membrane; G protein-coupled receptor heterodimeric complex
Molecular function (GO): G protein-coupled GABA receptor activity
Source: RefSeq, a predicted model, not a curated record
AUGUAUCCGCUGUCGCUAGUGUUGGUGCUGACAUUCGCUCAAAUCGUGCUGGUGUUCGUGGGGGACCGGGGAGCGACCGGAUCGCGGCCCGGCUCCAGCCACCGGCUGGACGUGUACAUAGCGGGCUUCUUCCCGUACGGCGAGGGCGUGGAGAACAGUGAUAUUGGGCGCGGUGUCAUGCCGAGCGUGAAGCUCGCGCUCGACCACGUGAACGAGCACUCGACCAUCCUGCGCAACUACCGACUGCACAUGUGGUGGAACGACACGGAGUGCAAUGCAGCCGUGGGCAUGAAAUCGUUCUUCGACAUGAUGCACUCCGGACCGCAUAAGCUGAUGCUGUUUGGGGCGGCCUGCACCCACGUGACGGACCCCAUCGCCAAAGCCAGCAAGCACUGGCACCUGACGCAGCUGUCGUACGCCGACACGCACCCGAUGUUCACCAAGGACGCGUUUCCGAACUUUUUCCGCGUGGUGCCGUCGGAAAACGCGUUCAAUGCGCCCCGGUUGGCGCUGCUGAAAGAGUUCAACUGGACGCGCAUCGGCACCAUCUACCAGAACGAGCCGCGGUACUCGCUGCCGCACAAUCACAUGGUCGCCGACCUGGACGCGAUGGGGCUGGACGUGGUCGAGACCCAGAGCUUCGUGUACGAUGUGGAGGAAUCGCUGCGCAAGCUGCGCGAGAAGGACGUCCGCAUCAUCUACGGCAACUUCAACGAGUUCUGGGCCCGCCGUGUGUUUUGCGAGGCGUUCAAGCUGGACAUGUUCGGCCGGUCCUACCAGUGGCUCGUGAUGGGCACGUACGGGAACGAGUGGUGGGCGGAGAACGACACCGACUGUUCGGUCGACCAUGUCACGACGGCUCUCGAGUCGACGAUUCUUGUGGACCUGUUACCAUUGUCCACCAGCGGGGACAUCACCAUUUCCGGCAUCACAGCCGAUGAGUAUCUGACCGAGUACAACAGCCGUCGGGGUGGCGAAUAUUCGCGCUUUCACGGCUACACUUACGAUGGGAUCUGGGCCGUUGCCAGCGCCAUUCAGUACGUGUCCCAGCGUAAGGAACAUUCCCUGACACACUUCGAGUAUCGCGUGAAGGACUGGGAGGACAUAUUUUUAGAAGCUCUCAAGAACACCAGCUUCGAGGGAGUUACGGGACCGGUGCGGUUCUACAACAACGAACGGAAGGCCAGCUUUUUGCUGAAGCAGUUCCAGAACGGCGCGGAGGUGAAGAUAGGGGAGUACAGCUCGCUCACCGGGCGGCUGGAUCUUAGUUUGGGCCAUCCGAUGAAAUGGGUCGGUCGGAGUCCACCGAAGGACCGAACGUUGCGCAUUAUAGAGCACAGUCAGGUGAACAUCACCAUCUUCGUCGUGCUCGCGAGCACCUCCUGCGUGGGCAUCAUUAUGGCGACCGUGUUUCUCGCCGUCAACAUCAAGUUCCGCAACCAAAGGUACAUAAAGAUGUCCAGUCCACACUUGAAUAAUCUCAUCAUCAUCGGAUGCAUCCUCACGUACUUGAGUGUCAUAUUUCUCGGGCUCGACAGCGGUCUGAGCAGUGUGGCUGCUUUCCCGUACAUCUGCACAGCGAGAGCCUGGCUGCUGAUGGCCGGUUUCAGUUUGGCAUUCGGCGCCAUGUUCUCCAAAACAUGGCGCGUGCAUUCCAUCUUCACCGACCUGAAGCUAAACAAGAAGGUGAUUAAAGACUACCAGCUGUUUAUCGUCGUUGGUGUGCUGCUGGCGAUCGAUCUCGCGAUCAUGACGACCUGGCAGAUAGCGGACCCAUUUUAUCGCGAAACGAAGUACAUCGAACCAUCGGAACACCCCACUCUCGAGGACGUGAUCAUAGUGCAGGAGAACGAGUACUGCCAGUCGAGCAAAAUGACCAUCUUUAUCGGGGUCAUCUACGCAUACAAAGGGCUGCUGUUAAUCUUCGGUGCCUUUCUCGCCUGGGAAACCCGCCACGUGUCCAUACCGGCGCUGAACGACUCAAAGCACGUCGGCCUUUCCGUGUACAACUGUGUGAUCAUGUGCGUGAUGGGGGCGGCCAUCGCACUCGUGCUGUCCGACCGAAAGGACGCCAUGUUCAUACUGAUAUCCGUUUUCAUCAUUUUCUGCACGACGGCCACACUCUGCCUGGUGUUUGUGCCGAAGCUGGUAGAGCUGAAACGCAACCCGAGCGGGGUGGUAGAUAAAAAGGUACGUGCCACGUUACGUCCCGUAUCGAAAAACCGGCGUGAUUCGUCCGCCUGCGAACUGGAGCAGAGAAUGCGCGACGUUAAGCAGACCAACUGCCGCUUCCGGAAGGUGCUGAUGGAGAAGGAAGCGGAGCUGCAGGCGCUCAUCAAACGGCUCGGCCCGGAAGCCCGUGCCUGGAUUGGGCUGGAGGCGUCCUCGUCCGAGCCGGACAUUAACAAGGAAUCGGUGAAGGUGCAAGUAAAAAAGGAUUAUGCCAGCGAAGGAACUGACUUCACCUCCAUCGGCAGCGUAGGCUCCAGCAAUGACACACUGGAUUCAGCCGGGCCCGAAAGUCGUAAGCAAAAGAAAACGACCCUGAUCCUGCCUGGGGAGGAGGUACCGACGGGUGCGGUUGCAACGUCUGGAUCGCGUGCCAAUCUGGCGACGGCCAUUACAACGAUGGCCGUGGGAGCCGGUGCCGGAGUGGCAUCUAUUGCGGCGGCAACGACUGCCUCGGUCGGGCAGGUGCAAUCCAAUCAGGCUACGCAGGCUACCAACACCGUGCACACUGCAGCAGCACAAUCAGCCACCGGUGCAAUAAAUAAUGCCAAGUCGACUCAGGCAACCGCAGCACAGACUAUCAACGUCAGUACGAGCGUGCCGGUCGAUCCGAGUAAACCAAUGUUCAACGACGUCCGACGGGAGUCCGUGUCGGCCAGCUCGAAGUGGUCACCGGGACAGUCGCUGCAUCAAACGCAGCAACAAACGCAAACAGUGGAACAGCAUCGGUACUACGAGGACGAACGGGCGACAAACGGUCCUACGUCGGUCGCGAAAUUUAGCACGCAAGCGAACAGCAGUUCCACGACCUCAAUCACACAUUCCAACACGGAACUGAAUCAAUUGUGCCAUCACUCGAAAGCGAGCAGCAAGAGUAGAGGAGACAUGAGCAGCGACGGAUCAAGGCGCGUCAGUGUGCAGAUGUCAUCCUCGCUGAAAGGAAACUUUGUCGUUUCCCAAAGUGAUCUUUGGGACACGCACACGUUGUCCCAUGCUAAGCAGCACCAGCGACAAUCGCCACGUUCACAUCAGGGCUCGAAUCGCUGUCCUGACCACGGACAUAUUAACCAAACCCAACAACAACCACAGCAGCAGCAACAGCAACUGCACGCUCAGCAGCAAUACGAAUAUGACAAUAGUGCAACCACCUCCCCAGGGCCGAUCCAGCGAAGCGUGUCGGAAAAGAAUCGCACCAAGCAUCGGCACAAACAGCAGCACAAAAGUACGGCGUGCCAGAGCGAAACCGACAGCGAACGAGAACAGCGUGACUAUCAGACCUUCUCGUCGUCCAUCUGCUCCACGGCCGCCAGCUCGACGGCAACCGUCUCCAUGGUCGGCAGUACGGCCGGUGGCGCCAGUGUCAGUGCUGGCGGGUACGUUACCCCGACCAAGAUGUCGUCACGAAGACUGACCAAGUCGCAGCACUCGCAUCACCAUUCGACACCCAACGUGGCGCCGGGCGUGGAGCGGGCAGGCACGAUGGAUCGCAAACACCGAUCGAGCGAUUCACGCGGCACCGCCGAUGGCAGUACGGGUGGCCACGCAGGUGGCGGCCACAUUAGCAAGCAUCGAAAGAAGGACGGCUCCGCUUCGAAACCGAAUCUGUACGGUGCGUGUUCCGAAUCGGAGCUGCUCGAUGGCGAAACGGCGAUCCUGCCCAUCUUCCGCAAGCUGCUAAACGAGAAGGAGUCUAGAUACCGAGCUAGAAAUAUGGUAGGCGCCAGUUGCCCUAAUAUAUCGAUUAAAUGUGAUAUUGUUGAGUAUUUGUAA